AAAAAGAACUGGCUGCCACGAUGUCAGUCUACGCAGCACACAGUAGGAACAGCAGUGAUAUCCUCGGUGCUCCUCCUUCCCAAAGGAGCUCAUCACCGAAGGACCUCAGCCACGGGAGCAGCCUGAGGCUGAAUUCGAGGUCGGACAUGUCAGAACGUGAGAACGAUGACCCGUUACUGAGAUCUGCGACGAAAAUCAGAGACAUAAAUUGCACUUAUGUUAUUUCCGCCUGUAAGACACCCGGAGAUAUGCCCCUUACCCCUAAGCCUGCAGGUAGAUUGACCCUUCAGAGAAGAGUGACAAGGGCCAAAGAAUUGUCAUCGCUUGGUAGCAAGGUGGGAGAGUCACCUGAAAAAAAGACAGAAACACGUCUGAGGUUACAGCGUUGUGCUCAGACAGGUUCUGGGGACAAGCGGACAACAGCUGGAACAGGACCUGUGGACAGGUGGACAACAGUUGGGACACGUUCUGUGGACAAGCAGACAGCGACACGGAGCGUGGGAGGUGCUGCAGAAAGCAGUUGUGCUUCUCGGGAAACCGGUAUGAACGUAAAGAUUGUCAACAGUGAUAGAAACACUCUUGUUGCACCUUCUACACCCUCAGCUGGAGACACAAAAGACACCGAACUGGUGGCCGAUGAAAAAUACGAAGGAAGAUUUUCUGCCCUCAGGCGGGCAAACGAGAGCGUGACUCGCAGGGACUUGAGUCACAGCACGCCCACCCGUUCCCAGAGUCAGACCGAGGCCGUGGGAUCGGGACACUCGGCCACAAAGCCCUUUCAGAGCACGUUGGACGUCAGAGUGUUGGGAACAGGAAAGUUACAUCACAGAAGCCUUGGGAAGGACGCUGCCAAAAAUACAAAUAAGUUUGAAAGCCUAGAAAAAAGGACACCUACAAAGCAUAUGGCGGAGCACAGAUGGGCCCCGAGGUGCGGCACGUGGCAGCCUCAGGGCCCGGCUGCGUCCCGGGAAAACAGGAGGCCCAGCUCUCAAGUUCAACAGAAGCCUGAACAUUCUGUUCUCAGAAACAAGAGGGAGGGAUCGCAGGAACACGCUGUUCCCCCCCAGGAGGAAGCUGCAGCUCUGAGCACCUCCACGGAGAGGGACCCCUUAAAAGUGGAGAACAGUCAGGUGACAGUGGCUGUCCGUGUGAGGCCCUUCAGCAAGAGAGAGAAGGUUGAGAAUGCGACCCAGGCUGUCUUCCUGAAUGGGGAAGAAAUAGCCGUGAGACAUCCCGACAUGAGACACGUGUACAGUUUUAUUUACGACGUCUUGUUCUGGUCCUUUGACGAGUGUCACCCUCGCUACGCCAGCCAGGCCACGGUGUACGAGGCCCUGGCGGCCCCGCUCCUCGCCCGCGCCCUGGAAGGCUACAACGCCUGCCUCUUCGCCUACGGGCAGACGGGCUCCGGGAAGUCGUACACGAUGAUGGGAUUUGGUGAAGAGCCGGGAAUAAUUCCAAGAUUCUGCGAAGACCUUUUCGCUCAAGUGGCCAAAAAACAAACCCAAGAGGUCAGGUACCAGCUUGAAAUGAGCUUCUUUGAAGUAUAUAAUGAAAAAAUCCAUGACCUUCUGGUUGGCAAAGGUGAAAGUGGGCAGAGAAAGCAACCGCUGCGGGUCCGGGAGCACCCCGUCUCUGGGCCGUACGUUGAGGCUCUGGCCGUGAACGCUGUCAGUUCUUACUCCGAUGUCCAGGGCUGGCUGCAGCUGGGGAGCAAGCAGCGGGCCACGGCCGCCACCGGCAUGAACGACAAGAGCUCCCGGUCCCACUCGGUGCUCACCCUGGUGAUGACCUGCACCCAGACGGAGCGUGUGGGUGGGGAAGAGCAUGACCACAGAGUUACCAGCCGCAUCAACCUGGUGGACCUGGCGGGCAGCGAGCGCUGCGGGCCGGCCGGGACCAGCGGGCAGCAGCUGAAGGAAGGCGUGAGCAUCAACAAGUCCCUGCUGACCCUGGGCAAGGUCGUGUCUGCGCUCGCGGAGCACGGGAGCCAGAGGAGGGUGUUCGUCCCGUACCGAGAGUCCGUCCUGACGUGGCUGUUGAAAGAAAGCCUGGGCGGCAACUCCAAGACGGCCAUGGUGGCCACGGUGAGCCCGGCCGCCAGCAGCGUGGAGGAGACGCUGAGCACCCUCCGCUACGCCCGCCAGGCCCGCAGCAUAGUCAACGUGGCCAGGGUUAACGAAGACACGAGCGCCCAGCUCAUCCGAGAACUGAAAGCAGAAAUCGAGAAGCUGAAAGCGGCUCAAAGAAGCCGUCUGAGUGUUGACCCCGAGCGAUACCGGCUCUGCCGGCAAGAAAUCACGUCGCUAAGGAUGAAGCUGCACCAGCAGGAGCGAGACAUGGCGGAGAUGCAGAGAGUGUGGAAAGAAAAAUUUGAACAAGCAGAAAAAAGAAAACAUCACGAGAUAAAAGAGUUGCAGAAAGCAGGAAUCGCCUUCCAAGUGGACAACCGCCUGCCAAACCUGGUCAACCUGAGCGAGGACCCCCAGCUGUCAGAGACGCUGCUGUACGUGAUCAAGGAGGGCUCCACGGCCGUCGGGAGGCGCAGCCCCGCCUCCAGCCCCGACAUCCAGCUGUCUGGGGUGCUGGUGGCCGACCACCACUGCACAAUCAGAAAUGUCGACGGGACUGUGAGCAUUGUCCCGGUCGGGGAAGCAAAGACGUAUGUGAACGGCAGACAGGUCUCGGAGCCCACAGCGCUGCACCACGGCGACCGCGUGGUCCUCGGUGGAGACCAUUACUUUAGAUUUAACCACCCAGCGGAAGUCCAGGAGGGGAGGAGACCGCCCGGGGGAGACGCCCUCGCCAGCGAGGCCCCAAAGGACUUUGAAUUCGCCAAGAAUGAGUUGCUGGCGGCACAGCGUUCGCAACUGGAGGCGGAGAUCAAAGAGGCGCAGCUGAGAGCAAAGCAGGAGAUGCUGCAGGGCGUCCAGAUCGCCAAGGACAUGGCCCAGCAGGAGCUCGCUGCUCAGAGAGCUGCCUACGAGAGCCGCAUCGGGGCCCUGGAGGCCCAGCUGAAAGAAGAGUCUCAAAGGAAGGAAAUGCAGGAAAUAAGUAACCAGAAAGCGACUCACAGGAUCGAGGAGCUGGAAAGGGCCAAGCGGCGGCUGGAGCAGGAAGUGCAGGCCAACAGGCGGCGCCUGGAGGUGGAGAGUCUGGCUGCAAAGCAGGCGCUAGAGGACCACAGCAUCCGCCACACGAGGAUCCUGGAAGCCUUAGAAGCUGAGAAGCGAAAGAUUGCUAAAGAAGUUCAAGCACUGCAGCAAAACCAGAGCAGCAGGGACAGGACGUUCACAGUUGCGACGAGCUGGGGCUCCCUGAAGCUCUCCAUGAUGAUCCAGGAGGCCAACGCUAUCAGCAGCCGGCUCCAGAGACAGUAUGUGUUUGGCAGACACGAGACGACAGGUAAAGGGAGUGGCCCUGAUACUCGCGUCCGGGUGGGGAACCUUCGCCUUGGCGUCUCCACCCUCUGGAGCCUGGAGAAGUUUGAGUCGAAGCUCGCAGCCCUCAAGGAGCUUUACGAGAGUAACUGUGGUAACAAGUGUGAGGACCUCUUCUGUGACCCCGAAGAUGAGUGGGAGCCUGACCUCACAGAUGCGCCCGUCUCCUCGAUCUCCAGGCGGAGGAGCAGGAGUUUGGUGAAGGACCGAAGGAUUUCCGGCUACUUGCAUAACAUCCAGGCUCACGCGGUUCAGGCUCCACAUUCGUCACGGUCUGCAGGCUCGGUGGAGAGACCAGGCUCCCGUGACUCCAGCUCCGCAGAGUCUUCUCUUCCUGGAAUUUGCAGAGAGUUGAUUGGUUCGUCUGUAGCUGCUCUCGGACAGAGCUGUGGAGGGAAAAGCAUGGCAGACGGCCUGGUGGACAGUUUCCUCCAGGUUCAGGACGGGCUGCUGGCCGUCUCCCAGGCUCACGAAGCCCAGGAUGAGGAGAGUCCGGACGACCUGUUCUCUUCCGAUCGCGCAGCCCAAGUGCGGGCUGUGCAGGUCGCGUGUGCCUUUGGGCAGCUUGCGGUGCUCGUCACGCACUGGCUGGGUGACGUCCCUCCCGGCCUCAGCACAGCCAGGCUUGGAGAGGAGCUGAGGCAGGAGGUGGAGAAGCUGGGCGGCUACUUGCAGGUGUUUUUGCAGGGAUGCUCUUCAGAUAUUCCAUCGAUGGUAAAAGACGCUCAGAAGAAAGUCAUCCAAACUGUACAACAAGCUGUGAAGUGUGUGGGACAGUUAGCGGUUCUGAGUGGGAGCAAACUUCAUCUCCUGGAAAACAGUGGUGACAAGGGCGCCGGCGUCCAGGAGGAUUUCGUGGGUGCUCUGUGGGAUGGAGCAGGCUCGGGAGGGAGGAUGCUGCUCGAUUCUGGAAUGGAAAAGGCAGGGGAACUUCGGCGCGAGCUCUUACGGCAGCGCCCCCAAAACGAGGUGGCCCAGCAGCUGAGCGCCAAGGCCGCGGCCCUGAUCAGGUGUUUUGAAAACAUCUUUGCCGCAUGGAAAACAAAAAGUUCCAGAACUUGGGCUCAGGAAGAAGAUUCUAGAUGCAAAGAGCUGAAGGAGAUGGCUGAUCGAGCCCCAGAAUUUUUGAAGUUAACACAUUGCUUAGAGCAAACUAUCCAAAUUGUCAUUUCUGCCCUGGAAGGACGCCGUGGUGACGGGCGCCUCCUCGGGAGCUGUGUGGAAAGUGUCUGCAGCUUGGCAGGGGAUGUCCACGUUGACGGUGGUGUGUGCACCGCAUCUGCUGGCGGCUGUGAGGACAACCACGAGGACCUCGAAUCUGUGGCCAAGUCCCUCCUCCUCUGCUUCAAGUCUGAAGACAGACCCGACUUGUUGAAACCCUGGGAAACGUGUAACCAAAGUAGAGAGGGGUGGCAGCCGUCCAGAGCCAGUGGGCCUGGGUCCGGCGGGAGGAAGGGUGUCCCCAAGCGCACCUACGUGCUGCCUUCCUGUCCCGCGAGGAGCUCGCAGGAGCUCGCACCCAGCAGGACCCAGUGGGUGUGAGGCUGUGGCAGAGAGGACCGGGUGGGCUGUCCUUGCGCAGGAAAAGAUACAAAGCAAGAAAUCGGUGUAAAUAUUCCCCUGAAAUCCGUGUCUGUUGCUGGCUACUCGCUGGGUCUGAUGGGUGGAGUUCCAGUGUCGGGGCUCCAAAUGUGCUUUGGACGGUACUCGGCAGCCAUUUGUAAACAGGCGUUUACAUAUUGAAACGUUGCAGCAAAUAGUAGCUUCUCAUUGCCAUGAAUUUUAACUACGUAUCUUUAACUUAGAUACACUGCCACUUGGUUCAUUAGUCUGUUGUAAACGGUUAUUUUUCUGAUGAAUGGAAUCCCAAGCAUCUGUUACUUUCGUGCCAGCGUUCUCUCCUGCGAGGUCAGAUGAGGCUGGAGGCGAAAUGGCCAGCCCGUGUUUACCUGUGGCAGCUUAGCUUGCGUCCUUCAGUCUCGCUCUCCUCUGAGUGCUGACGUGCCUGAAUAGUGUGCUCACGGGAAUCAUGUCCUGUUUCUGUCCAAAUUACAGGCCAGUGACAUGUGAGUAAUAUGGCUUUACCAGCAUAAUCAUUUCCUGUUAUCUCUGUCCCAUAUGGGGCUGAAUGAGAACAAUUUCAAACCAGUGAACCAUUUCCAGCAUCAUGCUCAGUUCUUGGACGGGGCUGGAGAUCAGAGGCCGGACCUCGACUUCACGUUUACAGGUGUAAUGGGAUGUUUGUAACGUGGUUUGAUGAAGAUGAAAGGUCCUUAUGCCAUUUCAGUUAAAAAAAAAAAAACAAAAAACAAAAAAACCCAAAAACUUUACAUCUACAAUCAGGUAAUAAAGAAGAUACCCUACUUUGGGGAUCUUACAUUAAGGAUCUAGCUUGACAUUUUGCACCACCACAUGUGCAUAAUUCUGUGGGGGAUACUGAGCAGCACCUGGAGAAGUCUUUAAAGAGACGAUCCUUUCACCUGCCUUUUCAUGAGCAGAUGCCAUGCACACAUCUGGCACAACUGGUGGAAAUGGGCACUUGCAUGGUGAAUAAACUUGAUUUCCUUGUUAGGACAGCUUGUGAACACUGGUCAUUCAUUUAGUCACAACCGUGUCGACAGACCACUCGCAGUGUUUUCUGGGGCUUUGAAAUGGUGCUGUGCAGCAAUUUGCUCUUUUUUUACAUUUCAUGUCUGGCAUUUGAGCUGGUAUCUUGUUGAAGCUCUGUAUUUUUUAUAGGCAGCGCUCUGCCGGGUGGCCCUCAGGCUCUGUCCAUAAGAGGGCUUUUGCUGAAGCUUCUACCUGUUUGAAGAACUUGCUAGAGUAUUGGUGUGUGUUGGGGGGUAACUUAAUGUUUGGUAUUCUUUACUUUCUGCUAUAUCACGACUUCAUUGGUCAGAAACCAUUUAGUGUCUGUAAAUUGCAGGAUAUUUAUAUAUUUAUACUCUCAAAUGAAUUGCUAUGUAUACAGUUUGUAAAUGAGGGGUGAAAAGUGUAUUUGCUACCAGAAUCAUGUGCAGUAAUGUUACAAAGGGCACUUUUAAUAAACCUUGUCAGGGGCACAAGUGUCUUGGCCUAAGGUUUAUUUAUUCCUGACUCAAAAUUACUAUCUAGCUCUGCCUUGAUAAUAGCUACC
Miniopterus natalensis is the source of this 6576-nucleotide messenger RNA. Lineage: Eukaryota; Metazoa; Chordata; Mammalia; Chiroptera; Miniopteridae. The record is from RefSeq and is a predicted model, not a curated record.